GCUGCGUGCAGCAGGCAAGGACGACUGCAAGGCUUCGCGUUAUGUGAAUUUCGCCAUUGCAUGACCCAUUUGAUUACCAUAACUCUAAACCUUCAUAACCUUUUUGCCAUUGCCAACCCCAAUGCGCUUUAACCUUUCUUUAAUCCUCCUCCCAAUUUCCUACAGAUAUCUUUCAAAUUGAAUGCGACAAGCGUUUCAAUUAAACGUCGCCUUAUAAGCUACGGCAUCCAACAGCAACCACAAUCUUCUCAUCGAUUAUAGCACUACAUUAGUACUGAACACUCCAGUACAUCCGAACCAAAGACCACGGUGCAACGAGGCAUAAAUGAUAAUCGAAGGCAUACUCAACAAAAUGAUUGUCCGAAAUUAACUGUGUUGUCCAUAUAUACAUGUUCACGCAGUCACAAUUCAAUCAGUGCUAAGUCUGGUUGUUGUCACCUCGUUGCCUUGGCCAGCUGGUCCAAUUUAGAUCAGCCCAUACUUUAGCCCAUUUGAUAUGGCAGAAAUACCUAAUUCUGAUUCACCGGAUCCUCUAUCGUCGACACCCCCCCGACCAGGCCGACUUGUCGCACCUUCUACCACUUCGACCGUUUAUACUACUUCUACGCCUUCUUUACCUUCUACACCCUCCACCAACAUCGACUUACGCUCUUCGCUAUCCGAGUCGCCUAGCCGACAAACACGCAACCAUCAACACCAACGUCAGCAUCAACGUCAAACACCUUCGAACGAUACCAGCUCUGCGCCCGCAGCAAUACCCCCUCCCAUGUCGUUCAACAACCAUGGCGAAGAAAGAGCCAUGUUGAAUGAGCUUCUCGGCUUUAUUAGAGAGGUUGACAAUGAUGAGCUCUUUCCUUUUGACCUACCCGACCGCGAACUGGACGAGGAAGUGGAAGAGGAAGGUCUAUUCGUGAGCGAUAACGACGAUCUUGACUAUAUUGACGCCGAUUAUGACGGCGACGGAUUCAAUGCUAUCGAGGGAAAUGCUAGACCUGGGCAGCCGGAUGAUCUUCCUUGGGUAGAUAUUCCUUCGGAUGAUUCCCUUGAGGAAAACCAAUUCUUGGCAAGAAUGAACCAUCAAAGAGAUGCAGGCAACAACCCUGGACAGUCGGAUGAGCUUGUGGAAAUGGAAGUAACGCAGGCAGGAAACCCCCGAGGCAACCAGGGACAUCAGCGGCAGCAGCCUCGAGCAGCGCCUGAAGUUAUUGACUUGACAGGCGAGAAUGAUAGCCCUACGCAGCCCGCUCAACCUGCGCCCCAGAAUCAUUCUCAGAAUAGCCGAAGACAGCGAUCACAGCAGCGAAACGUUCUACCGCGACUGGCUCGUAGUGAUGCUAGCUACAUGGAAGCUCGCAACGUCAUCAACUUGAUUUCAGACUCAGAUGACGAGGAUCCUGCUGUGUUGCCACCUCCGAGACGUAACGAGCCUCAACGUCCGCACCAGGGUCCUGCCAUCCAGCAGCCUCCUCGCCAUCAACGACUGCGAGAUCGCGCACAGCCAGCACCGGCACCGGCACGCUUCGGCUUACCCCAUCCCCACCACACCUUCCAUGAUCUCCAGGAGUUUUUCAACAACAUACCUUUACUUCGGCUGAUUGGCAACCCGCCUGGGGCAGACAACCGUGACCGCAAUCGGGGCGACGAGGAUAUUGUCAUGAUAGGACAUCGCAAUCUCACGCCUAACGUUCUGCCGGCGCCAAAUCUCGCCCCUGUCAAUCUAGAUGUUCGCGUCCAUCCUUUCGCCGUUGCGGCGAAUGCGCCACAUGCGCCCGGUGGUCUCGGUGCCAAGCCCGCGCACGAGCCCCCUAAGGAGACGAGAGAAGGUUUUACGCGAAACACGGCCGAGGACGUAGUCGCCAUAUGUCCGAGUUGUGAGCUCGAGUUAGCCUACGACCCGGAUGACGAUGACGCUUAUCAAGGACCCCCGGCAAAGAAAGCUCGUACAAAGAAGGACAAGGCUGAACAUCAUUUUUGGGCCGUCAAGGCUUGCGGACACGUCUACUGCCGAGCAUGCUACGAGAACCGAAAACCCGUGGGCAAAAAUCCAGUCCAAGUAGGAUUCCGACGGGAUCCUAACGGGCCCAAGAACCACGUGCUCUGCGCCGUCGAGGAUUGCGAAACGGACGUUAGUGCCAAGUCGGCCUGGGUUGGCAUCUUCAUGUGAUGUCACCUUAGCCACUUCACGAUCACAGAUUUUACUAGGCUUGACCGGAGCCAAAUUCGGGGAGGCUGGAUACCCGAUUUGAAAUUCAUUCGAUACUACGACGGUACUCCGGGAUUCACAUUUGCAUGGCAUGGCGUUACGUCUAGGAAUGGCACAACAAUCGGCAGGGUUGGUAGGAGGUAUGAUUCCCAUGGGUUUUGUUUUCCGCGAGAUUACGGUACAUCAUCAUGAACCUGGCUUGGUUGCAUUUGGUGGUUGUCCCGUCCUAUCUGAAGGGUUGGGCCGGUCGGCGGAUGCGCGGUGCAUCCGAGAUGAUCAAUUGCCUAGGUAGCUUACGCGCGUUCUCCUCCACCCUGAUACGUAAGGUGGGGGCUUACCUAUUUAUAUAGGCAACGCAGUGCUUUCAAAGAACACAUCUAAGGCAAAACGUAUGAUUACGG
Messenger RNA from Annulohypoxylon truncatum, 2604 nucleotides. RefSeq lists its product as uncharacterized. The record is from RefSeq and is a predicted model, not a curated record. Gene Ontology annotation, cellular component: SUMO-targeted ubiquitin ligase complex. The transcript has 3 exons. Gene Ontology annotation, molecular function: ubiquitin-protein transferase activity. Bases 497 to 2164 code for a protein of 555 amino acids. NCBI's taxonomy places the organism in Eukaryota, Fungi, Ascomycota, Sordariomycetes, Xylariales, Hypoxylaceae.